AUGCAGGCCGACUCCUCCCCUUCCUCCCGCCGCCGCCCCCGUCUCGACUCCUCAUCCGGCUCCUCCUUCUCCGCCUCGUCCCCGCCGUUCCAGCCUCUCAAGCGGCCCAGGUUCGCCGCCGCCUCUGCCGAAGCGAUGCAGGCCAUGAGCGCCAAGGCCAGAGGCAAGGCCCACGACACCAUCGACCUCACGCGGUCCUCGGCCUUCCAGCCGCACAACGGGGCCAAGAGGAUCGUCAUCAAGAACCUGCGGCAGCCCGGCGCCGCCCGCGAGGCGCAGGUCCGCGAGUACUACGCCGAGACGGAGAAAAUACUGGACGACAUGCUGACCGUGGUGCUGGCGGGCGGGAAGCCCCCCGUGCCCCUCGAGCGGCUCUACCGGGGCGUCGAGGACCACUGCAGGAACGGGAACGCGGGAAAGAUCCAUCUGGUGCUGAGGGACCGCGUGGACUCGCACGUGUCCCGCGUCAUCCUCCCCAGGGUGCAGCGGAGCGGCGAGGGGUCGAACCUGAGCAUGGCGAAGCAGCUGUUGGACGAAUGGCACCUUUUCAACGCUCAGAUUAAACUCAUCCGCUCUAUAUUCAGUUUUCUUGACCGGACAUACCUCCUGCGCGAGAAAAAGACAGCUAUCAAUGACAUGGCCAUUACCUUCUUCCGCAAGAUGGCUUUCCCCUCCAACUCGGAAAUCUACGAGACGGCCCCAGGAAAGAAACUUGUUCUGGGCAUGUGUGAGCUGAUCGAGCACGACCGGAGGGGGGAUGGGCUCCGAGAUGCAGAGCUUCUCAAGGGAUCGAUCCGUAUGCUUUACGUCCUGGGCGUUUACUCAAGAUCGUUUGAGCCUGUUUUCACGGCAAAGUCACAGCUUUACUUCAACGAGUUUGGCGAGUCCCACGCCUUGUCGAAUCUCAAGUCGUACAUUCAGGCGUGCGAGAAGCUGCUGCUCAAGGAGCACCACCGUUGUCUAGAGUUCCAUAUCGAGACUGUCACAGAGAAGCAGCUUAUGGAUGCUGCUCAUGUGACACUCAUCGAUAACUACACUGAUAAGCUGCUCAAUGGGGAAAGCUUCGCCAAGCUGCUCUCCAGCGAAGAUGUUGAGUCCGUCAAAGUACUGUAUGGACUGUUGCGGCAUUCGCGGAUCCAAAAGAAGCUCAAGGAUCCCUGGGUCGAGUACAUCAAGGCUACGGUGGCAGAAAUUGUGGCAGACAAGGAUCGCGGCGACGAGAUGGUCCUUCGGUUGUUGAUCCUCAGACGGUCGCUGGACGUUAUGAUCCGGGACGCCUUCGGGAAGGAUGAUGAGUUCCUCUGGGCGAUGCGGGACGCCUUUGGCAAGACGAUGAACGACUCCAAGGUCUCUGCCUGCUGGGGCUCGGGAACGUCCAAGAUUGGGGAGAUGAUUGCCAAGCAUAUCGACCUUCUGCUACGCGGCGGCCUCAAAAGCCUGCCUCCGGCACUAUUCUCGGAUGCCAAGGAUCGCGCAGCGGCACAGAAGGAAGGUAUAUCAAGCACUGCCGAUGAGGAUGCUGAGCUCGACCGGCAGCUCAAUCAGUCGCUGGAGCUGGUUCGCUUCAUUGAAGGGAAGGAUACAUUCGAAGCUUUCUACAAGAAGGAUCUCGCUCGGCGGUUACUGAUGGGUCGUAGCGCUAGCCAGGACGCCGAGCGGAACAUGCUGGCGAAGCUGCGCUCCGAGGUAGGGUCCGAAAUCACACACAAGCUCGAGCAGAUGUUCAAGGAUCAAGAGAUUGCCAGGGAUGAGAUGAGCGCGUAUAACCAAUGGUGUGCGGCCAACGCCAGCCGGAGGUCGCCCGUCGAUCUACACGUCAUGGUCCUCUCGGCUGCUGCUUGGCCAACCUACCCAGACGUGAAUCUGCACCUGCCAGACGAGGUGGCCCGGCAAUCGGAGAGGUUCGACACAUUCUACAAGAGCAUGCACACCGGUCGAACCCUCACGUGGAAGCACUCGCUGGCACACUGCUCCCUCAAGGCCAAGUUCCCCAAGGGCCAGAAGGAGCUCCUCGUCUCGGCCUACCAGGCCGUCGUCCUCCUCCUGUUCAACUCGGUGGACGCGCCGGACGGGUUCCUCGGGUACGAGCAGAUAUCCAGGGCCACCGGCCUCAAGGGGGGCGACCUGGACCGCACCCUGCAGUCCCUGGCGUGCGGCAAGGCGCGCGUGCUGAAGAAGCACCCGAUGAGCCGCGAGGUCAAGCCGGCCGACACCUUCACCUUCAACCGGGCCUUUGCGCACCCCAACGUCAAGGUCAAGAUCAACCAGAUCCAGCUCAAGGAGACAAAGGAGGAGAACAAGGCCACGCACGAGCGGGUCGCCCAGGACCGCCGCUUCGAGACCCAGGCGGCCAUUGUGCGCAUCAUGAAGAGCAGGAAGCAGAUGGGCCACGCCGAGCUGCAGGCCGAGGUGAUCAACUUGACCAAGAGCAGGGGCAGCGUGGAGCCGUCCGCCAUCAAGAGGGAGAUUGAGAGCCUAAUAGAAAAGGACUACAUUGACCGGGAAGGUAACGGCUACGUGUACCUAGCAUAG
This is a messenger RNA of Clonostachys solani, 2532 nucleotides long. NCBI's taxonomy places the organism in Eukaryota, Fungi, Ascomycota, Sordariomycetes, Hypocreales, Bionectriaceae. The record is from the annotation of a GenBank genome assembly.